This is a messenger RNA of Arachis stenosperma, 2588 nucleotides long. Its product is annotated as protein MEI2-like 4. Bases 68 to 2260 code for a protein of 730 amino acids. NCBI's taxonomy places the organism in Eukaryota, Viridiplantae, Streptophyta, Magnoliopsida, Fabales, Fabaceae. The transcript has 13 exons. Gene Ontology annotation, molecular function: RNA binding. The record is from RefSeq and is a predicted model, not a curated record.
AGAUAUAAAGAGCUAUUAUUACUAGAUUUUCUUGGUCUAUAUCUACACAUUACUUGGAUUAUUCAACAUGCCUUCUGAAACAAUGAACUCCAGAAAUUUUUCUUCAUCAUUGUUUUCCUUUGAAGAUGUUUCUCCUUCCACUAUGAAGCAAGAUGAGUUCUGGAAAUCAGAUAAGCUAUCUAAUUGCUAUGAAAAGAAUAAAAUUGAUGUAAUUUCCACUCAGCAUGAAAGCAACCUCUUCUCUAGUUCUCUGUCAGAGUUGUUUAACAGCAAAUUGAAACUAUCUGCAAAUAGUGUUCUAUAUGGACAUUCAGUUGAUAAUAUUGCACCUCAAUGUGAGGAAGAGAUGGUUUAUGAUUCUCUUGAGGAACUUGAGGCUCAAACUAUUGGGAAUCUUCUCCCUAUCGAUGACGACGAUUUGCUAGCUGGACUGACUGGUGAUCAUGAAAUCUUUGUUAAAGAUAGUUCCGGUGAUGAAUCAGAUGAACAAGAUCUUUUUGCUAGUGUUGGAGGAAUGGAUUUGGGACAUGAUGAUAGUUCAUCUUCUGGACAAAAGAAUUCUGAAUUCCAUGAUGAAGCUUGUAAAGCGAAACUCGAGCUUUAUAACACCUCAGUUGCAAGAGAACACCCUUCUAGAACAUUGUUGGUGAAAAAUGUUGCUAGUGAUGUUGGAGAUUCUGAAUUGAAAGCUCUAUUUGAGCAAUUUGGAGGUAUUCAGAGAGUUUACAAUGCCUGCAAGCAAUGUGGAUUUGUGUUAGCAUCAUAUUAUGAUAUCAGAGCUGCCCAGAAUGCAAUGCAGGCUCACCGGAAUGGAUUUUUCGGCUUCAGGACAUUCAACAUUCAAUAUCUUAUUCCAAAGGAUGAUCCUUCCAUGAAAGAAAUUAAUCAGGGCACUCUUUCUGUCUCUCUAUAUGAUUUAUCCAUUACAAAUAAUGAACUUCGCCUGAUGUUUCGCCCUUUUGGAGAAAUCAAAGAGAUUUUUGAAACACCUCAGAAUCCACAUCACAAGUUGAUUGAAUUUUAUGAUGUGAGAGCUGCAACGGCAGCACUUGAAGCUUUAAACAGAAAUGAUACUGCUAGGAAGAUGCUAAAGGUUGAGCCAAGCCUAAUAGGAUACUCUAAAAGGGUCUCUUCAAGUGUUCCAAAUGGUGUCCUUUGUAAUCCAUCCGAGUUCGCGACGAACAUCAAUAUUGAAAAGCAGGAAAGGCUAGACAGCAAUAGCAGGAAGUUCUGUCAAGCAAACUAUAAUGCAUACCCCAUGGAAUUGAAUGAUUGUGUUUUUGAAUCCUCUACUGCUGAUGGAGGCCUUUCUCUUCCUCGCCAUCGAUACAAAUGGAGCAACUCUUAUCAGCAUGUUGGAAUGACAUGGCCAAAUUCAUCACCCUCAUAUUUUGAUGGAGUUUGUGCAGCUCCUACCUUACCAAGAUUUCAUGGUGUUCAUAGGUCACCACCACAUAUGAUCAGCAAUGUUGUGUCCAUGAAUAACCACCUUGCGCGAUCUGCUCCGGCAGCCAACUAUAACAUUUGGGAUAGACAACAUCCCUAUGCAGGGGAAACACAUUGUUUGGACUUCUAUCCACAAAAUAUGUUUCCAAGCCUUGGGGGAAACUAUGUUGACCUUCAAGUCCUUCCUAUGGAUGUUGGAUUUCCAUUCCAUAACCAUAGGGAAAUGAUGUUUCAUGGAAGACAUAACAUGAUUCCUAUGAUCAAUUCUUUUGGUACUUAUAAAGAUCGCGCUAGAAGCCGGAGACAAGGCAGAUCAACUCCGGUAGACACUAAACAGUAUGAACUUGACAUCGAACGCAUUAAAAAUGGCGAAGAUAACAGGACAACACUUAUGAUAAAGAACAUUCCCAACAAGUAUACUUCAAAGAUGCUAUUAGCUGCAAUUGAUGAGUGCCAUAAAGGAGCUUAUGAUUUUGUUUAUCUACCAAUUGAUUUCAAAAAUAAAUGUAAUAUGGGAUAUGCAUUCAUCAACAUGACUAAUCCAAGCUUGAUCAUACCAUUUUAUCAGGAGUUCAAUGGAAAGAAAUGGGAGAAAUUCAACAGUGAGAAAGUGGCAACACUAGCAUAUGCUCGCAUACAAGGAAAAGCAGCACUCAUAGCUCACUUCCAGAAUUCAAGCUUGAUGAACGAGGACAAGCGCUGCCGGCCGAUCCUCUUCAACACUGAUGGUCCUAAUGCCGGCGACCAGAUCCCUUUUCCGGUAGGCGAAAAUGUUCGAAACAAACCUGUCAAGCUCUCACCUGCUGCAACAUGAAUUUCAUAGUUCAUAGUGCUCAAACUAAGGAAGCAUUUAGUUUUAUUCCACCAUCUCAUUGAUUUUUGUGGAUGCUAACAUUAUAAAACUAAGUGAUUUGAAUUUGGUCUUAUUGUUUGAGUUCCUCAUAUUUGGAUUGCUUGAGAGAGGGGAAAACUCCCUUACCUUAAGCCAAGGAAUUUUUUGUUACUUUUAUACCAAAAUUGUUAAAAUUUAGAAAUAUGAAGAUCAAGAUUGCAUAUAUAGGACUCCUGAAGUUGGAAUAGAAUUGUACUUAUACCAUUUUUUUUUUCAUUUUUCUGUAAAUAAUAUAUUUUGAUUUGUCAAG